AAUCAGCACAAGUCGCCUCUCUAGCUGACUUGGCCGAGUUUUCUUAACCCAGACUCGUUUCACAAAAGAAACACAACUCGUCCGCGCUGGCAAUCCGCACCUCAUACAGAAUCGCCAAACCAGCCAAUCAAAUGCAAUUUCACGCGGACCUUUUCCCUUUCCGAAUCGGAAUCGUUGUUCAACAUUUUAACCGCCUCAAACCGCUUAUAAAUACCCACCACCACCUCCAUUCUCUCUCUCACAUCGAUUCUGAAACACUAAUUCGUCUCUGAAGAAAUGGCUCGUACGAAGCAGACUGCUCGCAAAUCCACCGGCGGCAAAGCUCCGAGGAAGCAACUCGCCACCAAGGCUGCUCGGAAGUCAGCUCCGACCACCGGUGGAGUCAAGAAGCCCCAUCGCUACCGCCCCGGAACCGUCGCCCUCCGUGAAAUCCGAAAGUACCAGAAGAGCACUGAGCUUUUGAUCCGCAAGCUACCUUUCCAGCGCCUCGUUCGUGAAAUCGCCCAGGAUUUCAAGACGGACCUCAGGUUUCAGAGCCAUGCUGUUCUUGCUCUUCAGGAAGCUGCUGAGGCUUACUUGGUGGGUCUGUUUGAGGACACCAACCUGUGCGCUAUUCAUGCCAAGAGGGUCACCAUUAUGCCCAAGGACAUUCAACUAGCUCGGAGGAUUCGCGGCGAACGUGCUUAAGAUGUUAGUCUAAAUUUCUUAGGUGUGAUUUACGCAAAGCAAAUUUUAUGUGUUUCUGUAGAAAAAUAUGGGUAUAUGAACUUUUAGGAUUGCCAGUAAUUGCUUUUGUUUUCGUAGGGUGUUCAUCUUUUGUUGCAUAUCAAAUUGUUAAUGGAAGUCUGUUUAAAUUUGAUUUCU
Rosa rugosa (rugosa rose) is the source of this 864-nucleotide messenger RNA. RefSeq names its product histone H3.3. NCBI's taxonomy places the organism in Eukaryota, Viridiplantae, Streptophyta, Magnoliopsida, Rosales, Rosaceae. Bases 277 to 687 code for a protein of 136 amino acids. The transcript has a single exon. The record is from RefSeq and is a predicted model, not a curated record. Gene Ontology annotation, cellular component: nucleosome. Gene Ontology annotation, molecular function: structural constituent of chromatin; DNA binding; protein heterodimerization activity.